AUGAUCCCGAGCAUUCGAGACUGGUUUGAUCGUGCCCGAUGUGAAAAUCUGCUUAACGAUGACUUGGAGGAGUCCAGAAUGCUUUUCAGUCUCAAACGGAAGACAUCUGACGAGCCUGAUCACGAAGGUUCUUGUCCAGGCCGAGCGGUCAACACUGACCGUGACUUUGAAGAAGGAUAUAGAAGAAUAUUUCAAGAUUAUUUUGUUGAUUAUCCAAUUUACUCUUCAAAGUUGUUCAGGCGACGUUUUCGUAUGCGCCGUGAGCUAUUUCUUAGAAUCAUCAAUGGCGUUAAGGCCCAAGAUCCUUGGUUCGAACAGAAAAUUGAUGCACUUGGAAAGAAAGGUCUCUACCCUCUCCAGAAAGUGGUUGCUGCAAUUCGAUUACUUGCGUACGGAUGUAGCUGCAAUAUAAUUGGCGAUUAUAUUCAAAUCAGUGAGUCUUCAGCGAGCGAUUGUUUGCAGCAUUUCUGUGCGGCAAUUGAAGCACACUUCGGUCCAGAGUAUUUACGCUCACCGACAGAGGAAGAUUUGAAGCGAAUUCUCAUAGGAAACGCUGCAUGUGGAUUCCUUGGGAUGAUUGGCUCCAUUGAUUGCUAUAACUGGAAAUAA
Molecule: messenger RNA, 609 nt
Organism: Physcomitrium patens
Lineage: Eukaryota; Viridiplantae; Streptophyta; Bryopsida; Funariales; Funariaceae
Source: RefSeq, a predicted model, not a curated record